Parastagonospora nodorum SN15 is the source of this 1317-nucleotide messenger RNA. RefSeq lists its product as hypothetical. Gene Ontology annotation, molecular function: transmembrane transporter activity. The coding region runs from base 1 to 1317 and encodes 438 amino acids. Gene Ontology annotation, biological process: transmembrane transport. Lineage: Eukaryota; Fungi; Ascomycota; Dothideomycetes; Pleosporales; Phaeosphaeriaceae. The transcript has a single exon. The record is from RefSeq and is a predicted model, not a curated record.
AUGAAGUACAAGGUCAGCCCAGAUAUGGCAGCUUCGCUUAUCAUCGGUCUCCUCGCGUUCUGGAUCGGUUUCACGACGUUCUUCACUGCCGCCGGGGCGAAUAUCUGGGGCAAGCGCCCGUUUUUCGUCAUCUCUGGCGUUAUCUUGCUGGCUACAAACGUUUGGGGUUACUACACCACUUCCUUCGUGUCACUGGCCGUCAUGCGAGUUGUUCAAGGUAUGGCUUCCGCGCCGCUCGAGACGCUAGUGACUUCGACUGUGUCGGACAUGUACUUCGUCCACCAGCGUGGCACGCGCAUCAGUAUCUGGGGCUGCAUGCUCGCCAGCGGUGUUCUUCUCGGUCAGACAAUCGCCGGUGCCAUCAUCGAGAACAUCUCCUUCGAAGCAACGUUUGGUAUCUCUGCGUUGAUCUUCAUCCCACUGCUCAUGGGAAUUUACUUCUUCGUCGUUGAGACAACCUACACCAAGCCCCGCCCUUCGGCCACCGUGACCAAAGAUGUAUACCCCGAAGAGAAGAGUGAUGCCACGUCGGAAACUAUUUCCUACCUCGGCAGCGAUGAGCCCAAGGAGACAUACGCUUCGCAACUUCGUCUCUUCCGCGGGCGCCUUAACGACGAGUCAUUUUGGAAGAAUGCAUGGAAGCCCGUCCCGCUCAUCGCGUACCCAGCUGUACUUUUCUCGACAAUCGUGUACGGCUCUUACUUCACGUGGCUCCUUGUCAUCUCUGUCUUGUCCGUCUCUGUCUUCAGCGCUCCCCCUUACGCCCUCGGUCCCGCACAAAUCGGGCUCACCAAUUUGCCCCUCCUGGUCGUCGGCUUACUAGGUUCACCACUUUCAGGCUGGGCAUCAGACGCUAUCGCAAAGUUCAUGGCACGUCGCAACAACGGCGUGUUCGAGCCAGAAUUCCGCCUCGUGCUCAUGAUUCCAGCCACCAUAUUCGCAACCAUUGGCUUCGUUGGUUUUGGCAUGUCCGCGCAACAGGGAGUGCCGAUUGUAUGGCCUGUCGUAUUCAUGUCGAUUCACUCUCUUUCCGUCCCGUUUGCGUCCACUGCGUCAUUGACAUAUGUUAUCGACUGCCAUCCCAAGGACGCGAACCAGGCUUUCGUCACCAUCAACUUUACAAAAGCAGUGUUCACGUUUGUGGCGACUACAUAUGCGAAUGGAUGGAUGGCACACGUGGGACCUCAGACUGUUUUCGGUACAAUUACUGGAGUGAAUCUGGCCAUUUGCGGACUGACGAUACCGGCUUAUGUGUUUGGAAAGAAGUUCAGAAGCUUGGUGGCGAGGAGCAGUUUCGGACAGAAGCUUUCUGGGUAG